AUGGAAGUGGUAGUGCGGGUUGUGAUCGUGGCGGUGGCAGCGACGGUGGUGGUGGUGGUGGUUGCGAUUGUAAUGUCGGUGGCGGCGAUAGUUGUGGAGGUGGUGGUUGUGUUUGUGGUGGUGGUGGCAAUGGCAGCAGUGUCGGCAACUAUGGUGAUUCAGGGGGUAGGUGGAGGCGGUGGCGGCGGUGGUUGUAGUGGCAGUGGUGGAAACGGUUGUGGCAGCAACAUUGGUGGUGGUGGUUGCGUUUGUAGUGGCGGUGGCGGCGACGGUGGUGAAGGUAGUGGUUGUGGUGGCAAUGGCGGUGACGGCGGCAGGGCCGACAAUGGUGGUCGUCGUCAUCGUUGUGGGGGUGGUUGUGGUAGCGGCUACCACGAUGAUGGUGGUGGUGUUGGAGGCGGUGGCGGCGACGGUGGUGGCGGUGGUGGCGGUGUUGGUGUAGGCGGUGGCGGUGGCAGUGGUGCUUGUGGCACUAGUGGUGGCGGCAGUGGCGGUGACGGUGUGGUGGUGGUAGUGGUGGUGUUGGUGGUUGUGGUGGCAACGGUUGCAGUGGUGGUGGUGGUGGUUGUGGUGGCGGCGGCGGCGGCGGUGGUAGUGGCAGUGGUGGUGCGGCGGUGGUGGUGA
Messenger RNA from Vigna radiata var. radiata (mung bean), 624 nucleotides. Its product is annotated as ctenidin-3-like. The transcript has 3 exons. The record is from RefSeq and is a predicted model, not a curated record. Lineage: Eukaryota; Viridiplantae; Streptophyta; Magnoliopsida; Fabales; Fabaceae. The coding region runs from base 1 to 624 and encodes 207 amino acids.